Molecule: messenger RNA, 4908 nt
Organism: Silurus meridionalis
Lineage: Eukaryota; Metazoa; Chordata; Actinopteri; Siluriformes; Siluridae
Gene: arhgap30
Product: rho GTPase-activating protein 30
Exons: 14
Coding region: 405-4433 (1342 amino acids)
Biological process (GO): small GTPase-mediated signal transduction
Molecular function (GO): GTPase activator activity
Source: RefSeq, a predicted model, not a curated record
CUAAGAAGUCAGGAAGUCACUAAGGGAAGUUUGGUGGUUUCUUGCGUCACAGAUGCUUUCUGGGGCUGCUUCUUGUGCCGGUGGAGCGAAAAAGACCACAAGCAUUCAGCUCCGGGGCAACUGACAUUCUUACAAUAAAACCAGAUAUGCGUGACAGCCGAGAUUUGCUGUGCAGUGAUACAGAAUGUAGCAGAAGCAUAACUGUCUGAUCAGUUCAGAAACAGUUAAUUAAUUAAUACUCAGGUACAAGAACAACACAUAUUCCAACACACGGCAAUUGCCAUGAGUGAUUAAGGUGUCAUCAUUAAAAGCACAACAGCAAACCCACAAACACAUACACACAUACAGUCACACACACUUACACAUACAUCUGGAUGUAAGAGUGGUGGUUGAAGCCGUGCAUAAUGAAGAGAGGACGAAGAAAAUGUGGGAAUAAAGAGAAAGUGUUCGGCUGCGACCUGAUGGAGCAUUUGACUGCAACCAGUCAGGAAAUUCCUCACGUACUCCGCAGCUGCAGUGUAUUCAUUGAAAAGCAUGGCAUUGUCGAUGGGAUUUACAGAUUAUCUGGCGUGUCAUCCAACACACAAAAAUUAAGGUCAGAGUUUGACUGUGAGGGCUCUCCAGACCUGUAUAAAGAUGUGUAUCUGCAGGACAUUCACUGUGUCAGUUCGCUCUGUAAGGCAUACUUCAGAGAGCUGCCCAACCCACUGCUCACAUAUCAACUGUAUGACCAUUUUGCUGAAGCGGUGGCUGUUCAGUUAGAAGAUGAGAGACUAGUGAAGAUCAAGGAAGUCCUGAAAGAGCUUCCACCGCCCCAUUUUCGGACUCUGGAAUAUUUGAUGAAACACUUAAUUCGGAUGGCUGCAUAUUCAAGUGAGACAAACAUGCAUGUCAGAAACCUUGCCAUUGUGUGGGCUCCCAAUCUCCUUAGAUCGAAGGACAUUGAGGCAACUGGUUUUAAUGGCACUGCGGCUUUCAUGGAGGUGCGAGUCCAGUCUAUUGUGGUGGAAUUUAUUCUGAGUCACGUGAAUCAGCUCUUUCCUGAUUUGGAUCCUGAACUAGCACCACCUUCAGAGCGCAGGAAGUCUCUUCCUUCACCAUCCAUAAUAUCAAGCCAGGAGGACCAAUUCUUUAAGGCUUUGCCUUUUCAAUAUCCAGGCAACAUGAGUCCUGGAGAUGGUCCUCCACAAAUGAGACCUUACCAUGCUAUCAUUGAUGGCACAGAAAAGAGGAAGGGCUCACUAAAGGGCAGGAAAUGGAAAUCUAUUUUUAAUUUAGGCGGGAGACUUCAGGAUCCUCGCAAAAAGAAGUAUGCACCCAAGGAGAAAGAGAAGAAUGCACUAAGGCCUGCUAAAAGUAUGGACUCUUUGAGCACAGGACCUUACACACCAGAAGAUUCAAGGCGUGGCUCUCCACACCUAUCUCCUUUAGCCAUGCCCCCUGGAGUUGCCGAAGGCGGACCUGCUGUGGCAAGUGGAUAUGCAGUGACAUACAGGCGCACGGGUGGGGCUAGUGUGAGCAUGGUAAGCGGAGGGGGCGGGGCUCAGGGCACUUACAGGAGCCUGGAUUCAGGGGCCGGGGCCAAUGGCGAGAAAUCACAGAUUCCGACUCCAGCCAUGCCCAGUAGGGCAGAGCGCCGUGCAGGAAUGCACAUUUCUGGGCCUUUUUCGGUGACUGUUCCUCUUCAUAUAACCUCUGGACUGGCGCUGGGAGUAUUACAAGGAGGUAGAGCUGAGGAAGAAGAGCCAAAGCUGGGGCAGGAUGAGGAGGAGAAGCCGAAGAAAGACAAGCACGAGAAUGCAGAAGAGAAGGAAACAGAAUUGGAUGAAGGGAAAGUUCAGACAAAUAGCAAGACAGGAAGCCUGAUUGAUGACAAGGAGAAGAUAAAUGAUGGGGAGAAAGAAGUUCAAAGAGAAGACAAAGAGCAAGAUGAGGCCAGGCAUGAGAAGAGAGAAGAGUCUGGAGAUGAAUGCCAAGAAGAUAAAUGUUCAACUGAGGACGUGUCAAACGAGACACAACAGGCCACAGAUAUACCUUUACUCAGUGAAGACAUUGAUGGACAAGACUACAUGGUCAUGAAAGGAGGAGUGAUACACUGUCCUGAAGAAGAUGAGUGUCAAUAUGAGAGUUUGUCCAAUUUUCAAGAUGAUCUUACUCUAGAUUUCCAGGACACAUUUGGAUUCUUGGAUAUGAUGGAUAUGCCCACUUCAAACCAGCUUAAUGAGUUCUCUGUGGAGCCCCCUGCUCAUGAAAUUGAAGAUGAUGAAGAGGAAGAUAAGCAGAGUCCACUGCAGAGCCAUUCUCAUUAUAUAGAAACCUCCCAGUUGAACUUGCCUGUACAAACAAGCAGGGCAAUUUCAAACAAAUCACAAAGCCUUCCUUAUAAAGCUGGUCUUUUCCUGCCAGUUAUGUCCUUAUCUUCUGAAGAAGACAGUUAUGGGCCUAGUGAUGAUGAUGUUGAUGAUGAUGAUGAAAGCAGUGAUUCAGGAAAAGGUGAAUACGAAGACAUGUUCAUCAAAAGUCUACCCUCAAGCCAUUUUUAUGAGUUAAACUGGUCAAAACCCCCAACUAUUAUCUUGGACUCUGAAAGCAAUGUAGAUUCUCACAGCAAGAGCCAGUCUGAAUGCUUAAUUCAAUCUCACGCCAUGGGCGAGAACGUUCAAGAUCCACCCUCUGCCAGUCAUUUAAACGAUACGGAAAUCAUAGUCAGUAAUGCUGUUUAUCAUUGCUCAAAUGACAGUGAUUUCAGUUCACUGCCUUUAGUGACAGAUGGAGAGAAUGAUGGAGAAGAUAGAAGUGGUAUAAAAGAGAUUGGGACUGUAAAAACACCAAUUCAUGAGGAAAAUAUAAAUUUGGAAAUUACGGAUGAAACACCCGCCUGCAGUCACAAUGACAGUCAAUUUGCAGAAGAUGAAAAUGAAGAGGACACUUAUUUUGGUCCAGACCCACCUUCUACCACAGUGGAAGCAAGCAACAGUGAAACUCUUGAGCCAACUGUUGAUAUGACUGUUAUCAAUGAGGACCCUUCAGGCUCUGAUGAUCAGCAGGAGAGUACUGAUAAUUACAUUGACAAUUCUAAAAGUGAAAAUAUAACAGAUAUGACAAGCCCUGACGUAGAGAAAACUCAAAUGGAAACUGUAGUUGUGCAUACCCACAUGCAAGAAGAGCUGGAUGGAAAUGAGCUGGAAGGCUUGGUGGUGGGUGAGGACAGGGAAGUUGGUGAGGGGGUAGAGGAGCAGAGAGACGAAAGGGAGACCAAAGAAGAGACGAUUAUAAAGGAAGAGAGCAUGGAAAGUGAGGACAGUGAGGGGUGGGAGAAUGAUGACUGUCCUAUAGAUCAGGUUGAUGAGGUUCAGCUGGAAAAAGAAAAUGAUAUGGUUCCACAAGAGGAGCAGAUCUUAGAUGUAGAAAAUAAAGGGGAAGAGUUUGAUGUUGAAAAGCAGAAGGAAGACAGUGACAGAGAAGAAGAGGAUGAUCAACAAACCGAGGAGGAUGACGUAGAGGAGGAAAUUGAGGCACAGAAAGACUGUUAUUUAGAAGACGUUGCAGAACUUAAAAAGGGAAGCGUUCCUGAAGAGCUGAUCGAAGAAGACGACAGGCUUUCGGUGGACGGCGAGGAACGACAGAUUGAAAAUGAGAAGGAAAAUUUGAGGGAGGAGAAACUUGAAAAUCCUUCUAGAUUAGAUAGAGAGAAACCAGUAAGACCUCCGAGAAUGAAAGACAGAGAAGAAGGAGGAAGUGCAGCGCUUGGGCUAGGUGUGGGCCGGACAGUGAUUAUAUCGAAGCAAAAAAUAUACCAAGUCAAAGCUGUUCCUGUUGUACCACCAAAACCACAGCAUUCUAAAAUCACUGCUUUUAGACAACAGUUCCAACAGAGAGAUAUUGAGAGACAACAUAAAUCCAUACAGCCCACAUGGGCCGAGAGACAACAUACAGACAAAGAGAUUCCAAAGAAAGAAAGUGAAAAUGCAGAAAACAGACAUGCAGAUUUAGCGGAUGUAGCACAAAACCAUGACUACAACUACACAGAGCAAGAAAAAGAAACAGGGAACGACAGGGAAACGACAGAGGAAAACCAGGCAGAUCCGCUAAAAAAAAUACAUCUCCAGGACACAAUGUCAUCUAAUAGUUCAGAAGGGGAGAUAGAACAGGACAGAGAAGAACAGAAGCAGAGGGACCUGGAAAAAGGAAGAGGGAACCUGGAUGGAGUGAGUUUGAGAAAAGACAGACAGAAGGAAUUAGACAAGGAGGCAAAAAGAUCCAGCGGAAUUAGUAUGUGCUUCGACGAAGCUGUCGCAAGGGCAACGGGUAAACGAUACAGAGAGAAGGAGUCUAUUGAUAAAGACAAAUUCGUAGACCAGUGCGAAAGGAAUGAGCAGAAAGAAGGACCGAACCAGAGAAAGCCAGUGGAGGAAGAACAGAAAACUGACUGAUUUAAAAAAUGUGUGAAUGUGUAAAAUAGGAUGUUUAUAGCUACCCCUUCCCCACCAGCUCCCACCACAUGCAAAUUUUCAUAUACAAAUCACACACAAAUUCGAUAAAAAGUUCAAAUUUCCUAAUAUUUUUGCAUAUCCUUGUCAUUCUGAUCUGUAAAAACACCAUCUCUCUCCAUGUGUGUUGUUGUUCACAUCUUGCACAUAAUUAAUCAGCAGCAUUUGUGUAUAUUGUAUAUGCUUGUUUAAAAAAAAAAAACUACUGUGUAAAUGCAGAGAUUUAGAACCACAAGAAUGUCAUGUUGUCAAAACAAGAUUGGGGAAAUACUGCUAAUGGAAAAAAAUUUAAAAUAAAUUUGCAACUGUGGAUUUCUUGCAUUUCAUGCACCGUUUCUUGUACAACCUUGUUUACAAAAUGUAUGAGGUAUCAGUCUCGGACAUUGGUUAUCUAAUAAAGUCAUAUUGCCUUGUAAAA